AUGGCAUCAAUUCUUCUCGCUUUAGGUCGGGACGUUGGCCCACUAUGCCUUCUCGUCCUGACGGCGAUCGUCUGGAAGAAGAGCUUUUACAUGCGUGGCUUGACCUAUCGAGCAUCUGUAGUACCAGCAGGCCGAGAGAAGAUGAUGAAGUCGAUCUUUUACCUUGGCUUGCUUGGAAGCGUUGACGCCGCUUUAAGGCGGAUUGGUCAACUAUUCCUUGUUUUUCCUAAGACCGAGCGCUCAGCGUUCUUGCUGCGCCUGCUCUGUCUUCAUGUGCCCUGGGCCAUUUGGGCCCUCCGCGGCCCUCUGAGUGAGCGUGGUUCCACCCGCGAUGAUCGCGGCUGGUCGGACACCGUAACACGCUCGCGCUUCUGGCGCAUCAUCUCCGCUGCUUUCGGCCACGCCCAGAUCGUCCUCUCCGAGGAGUGGAGGCAGCUCAGCCCCAGCGAGAUCCGGCACUGGAUGGACAGACAUUAUGUGAUCGGGAUGCAUCCUCAUGGUCUGCUGCCCGUCGGUGCCAUCCUGGCCGGGUUAACCUGGGCGGGGGGCGGCCUUCGUGGCCGCACAGCUUCCGGAGUGGAGUUGCCCGAGCCGGAGAACGGAGGUGAACUUCUGCAUCAGCGCUGGUUCAGGCAAAUGAAGCUUCGUGCGGCCGUUGCGUCGGGAGCCUGUGGCCUGUUCCCUGGAUUCUACGAGAUGUUCACCACGCUGGGUGCCUUUGAAUGCACCAAGCCCUUCAUCUGCGACCGGCUGCGGGCUGGCCGCGACGUCGCGAUCUUCGUGGGCGGAGCGCAGGAGAGUGCCUAUGCGACUCCAGGGCGCUACGUGUGUUACGUCAAGUGCCAUAAAGGAUUUGUGCGACUUGCCCUCGAGGAGCGGAGGGACAUCCUUCCAAUGUGGACUUUCGGCGAUGAGUCCAUCAUUCCUCAGAUCAGGAACCCGCCUGCUUGGCUCACGCAGCUGCAGCACUUGUUCAAGAGCAUCACCGGGCUCUUAGUGCCUCCCGGGUUCGCUGGGAUUCCGCAACUGCCACCGCUGACCAUGGUGACAGGAGUUCCGAUCUCGUUGGAGGAUUUAUGGGCGAAAGAGGUUGGUGGCGAGGUUUCUGACGAAGCCGUGGAGGAGGGCCAUCGUCGGUACCUGGAGGCGCAGCGCAAGUUGUUUGACAGCAACAAGGCGCUGGUGCGAGGCGGCCACGAAAAGGGAGUCAUCGAGUUUAUUUGA
This is a messenger RNA of Symbiodinium sp. CCMP2456, 1224 nucleotides long. NCBI's taxonomy places the organism in Eukaryota, Dinophyceae, Suessiales, Symbiodiniaceae. The record is from the annotation of a GenBank genome assembly.